AUGCCAGGACGCACCUUGAUGCCGCUCCUCUCGCGGAGCUCAACUGCCUCGUCUCGACCUCCGCUCCAGACCCUUCGAGCUUGGAGAGCUUGUACCCAUCGCCCCCGGUCUUUAGUGUCGCCUGUUAUUCGUCGAUCGCUUUCGUCCCUACCGAACCUACCGCUCUUCCGUGCUCUUCACAACCACGAUCAGUCCAAUCUCGCCGUCGUUCACAGCGCGUCUGCUCGUUCCUUUACAUAUGGCAACUUGGUUGCGGAUGUACUGCAGGCGAAGGAAAAACUAGUUGAGUCUGCUGGGGGUAAACAAGAUGGCUUGUCUGGCGAGAGGGUCGCGUUUCUGGCUGAAAAUAGCUACGACUACGUAGUGACGCUUCUUUCUAUUCUUGCUAGCGAUGCGAUUGCCCUUCCGCUCUCCCCGGCCUUUCCCAUUGGCGAAUUGAAGUAUAUUAUGGAUAAUUCUCAGGCGAAGGUGCUGGUCGCUACGGAAAAGUAUGCGGGGAAAGCGCAGGACCUUCUCAAGGCGGACCUGGAUCGGACACCGGUCCUGGUUGUCAAGGAGAAGAUUAAAGUUGGCGCUCAUAAUUCGGGGUCUGUGUCAUUGGAGGAUCUCAAUGCGAAAUCUCGUGGUGGCAUGAUGCUCUACACUUCUGGCACCACCAAUAGACCGGCAAGACCUCUGCGUGUACUGAUCCCUCAGUCAGCGCUGACAGCACAAGCCGCAUCUCUCCUCGAAGCGUGGAAGUACACCCCUGAAGAUCGGUUGCUUCAUCUGCUUCCCCUGCACCACAUCCAUGGCACUGUCAAUGCAAUCGUCACUCCGAUCCUGGCAGGAUCCUCCAUUGAGUUCAUGUUUCCCUUCAACACCGAUGCUGUGUGGAAGAGGCUGGCAGCUCCAUUCCUACCGAAUCCUUCAACGACUGACAAGAUCACAUUCUUGACUGCCGUUCCCACCAUCUACAACCGGUUGCUGUCCUCGUUCCCGGGCUUAAGUCCCGAGAUUCAGGAGGCGGCACGGAAAGGCAUCUCGCCCGAAAGCAUGCGCCUCAACAUCUCCGGCUCCGCAGCCCUACCAACGCCAACCAAAAAGGCCUGGCAGGAUCUCAGCAAUGGGAACGUUCUUCUGGAACGCUACGGAAUGACCGAGGUCGGAAUGGCCAUCAGUUGUGGACUGGACUUUGCCGAUCGCGUUGAUGGUAGCGUUGGCUGGCCACUGCCAUACGUGGAGGCAAGACUGGUAGACACAGACACCAACGAGGUCAUCAAGGCCGGAGAAGAGCGCGACAACAACGGUCGAGAGCGUGAAGGCGAGAUCCAGCUUCGCGGUCCAACCAUCUUCCAAGAAUACUGGGCCAAUGACAAAGCCACCAAGGAGUCCUUCGUCCCCGGCGAGGACGGCAAAGGCGAAUGGUUCAAGACCGGAGAUGUCGCAACACGCCGUGUCGUCGACAACGCCGGCAAAGGGACCAGCGGUGAAUGGGCCCAAGGAUCCAUGUACUUUAUUCAAGGCCGUAGCAGUGUCGACAUUAUCAAGACCGGCGGCGAGAAAGUCAGUGCGCUGGAAGUCGAGCGGGAACUGCUUUCCCUUCCCCAGAUCGCUGAAGCAGCUGUCGUCGGCCUUCCCUCCGACCAAUGGGGUCAAAAAGUAGCCGCUAUUGUCGUUCUAAGACCCGAAGCAAAGACGGCCGGGCGCAACGGCAAGACAUGGGGUGCUUUGGACAUGCGUCGUGCCCUCAAGGACCGUCUCGCCAGUUACAAGAUGCCACAGGAAAUGAAGGUUCUGGAGGGGCCUAUACCGAGAAAUGCGAUGGGGAAGGUCAAUAAGAAGACGCUCGUGAAAGAGGUUUUUGGUAUCUAG
This is a messenger RNA of Aspergillus ibericus CBS 121593, 1854 nucleotides long. Its product is annotated as acyl-CoA synthetase. Lineage: Eukaryota; Fungi; Ascomycota; Eurotiomycetes; Eurotiales; Aspergillaceae. The record is from RefSeq and is a predicted model, not a curated record. Bases 1 to 1854 code for a protein of 617 amino acids. Gene Ontology annotation, biological process: fatty acid metabolic process. Gene Ontology annotation, molecular function: medium-chain fatty acid-CoA ligase activity. The transcript has 5 exons.